Messenger RNA from Lathyrus oleraceus (garden pea), 1288 nucleotides. Its product is annotated as protein POOR HOMOLOGOUS SYNAPSIS 1. The record is from RefSeq and is a predicted model, not a curated record. Lineage: Eukaryota; Viridiplantae; Streptophyta; Magnoliopsida; Fabales; Fabaceae. Bases 147 to 1058 code for a protein of 303 amino acids. The transcript has 8 exons.
CCGUCACCCGGAGUCAUUUUGGCCCCAUGUGCAACCGUAACUGACCCGUAGAGAAUUAAAGAAUUUGCCCAUAAAUUAGAUAACGUGGUUCAUUUUUUUUUGCUUGGUCCAAUUUUUUGAGAGAAAAGAAAGGGAGAAUUCAAAAAAUGGCGGGAACAGUAGCUGUGAGAUCAACAAACUCUUCAACACUGAACGACGAGUGGGAGAUUUGCUUCGCACGCUUCAUCCCUUUCCCUCAUUCUACUACUUCUUCAUCUUCCUCUGCCGAUCUUCUCCCUCUCCCUCAUCGCUUACGUAACCGUCCUCCUCGCGGCACCUGGAUCGCCUCCUCCACUUCCGCCUUCCUCAGAUUCUCCCACGAUCUCUCCUUAUCGGACGUCAUCCUCACCGUCUCCUUCAACGGCAAACUCUUCGAAGAGCACUACGUUUCCAAACUGAAUUUUUCGUGGCCUCAAGUAUCGUGCGAUCCUGGAUUUCCUGCAAGGGGAAUUAGAACCGUGCUGGUUAAUUACAGAGACUCCCGAGGCGAGAUUCAAAAGUUUGCAAUGCGGUUUCCAUCGAUCUAUGAAUCACAAUCAUUCAUCUGUGCUUUGAAGGAGAUCCUAAAAGAUGACAAGGGCCCGGAACCUUUAAAUAUUGACUUUGGUUCGGAAAUUUCGUCUCAGUCGGAAUUUAUGUCAACAAACAAACACUCUUACAGGUAUAAAAGUGCUUUGGGUCAUAGAGCUUCUGAGGAACUGAGUUUUGUGACUCCGGCUGACACUUACAUUCCACAACUGCCAAUAUGUAUGAAUAAUGAAAGAGAGCAACCUUCAGGAAUCCAAAAAAAGGAAACAGCUUCUGUUCCCAACUUUGAAAGCAUCCUUCCAGCCUUGCCACCCAGCUUUGCCACAUUCUUGAUGGAUUGCUCUGGGAUCAACCAUGCUCAAUCAACUACUACCGUGGAGAAUGAUCUCAAGUCCCAAAUUGCGAGAUAUAUGGAAGAUUCUUCCUUCCAAGAUAUGUUGAUAAAGGUGGAGAAAGUUAUCGGCGAAAUUGGGGGUGAUAUGUCACUUUAGGAGUCCCGGGCAUUGAAGAUGACACACCGUUCAGCUAGGCAUCUCUUAGGGCUUACUGAAACAUGGUGACCUUAAACCAUGUUCCGCCCAAAUUUUGUGCGGCUUUAUAUUGAUUGUUCCAUUCUCUCUUAAUAACAGAGUUCAAUUCACAGCGAAACUUCCUUUUUGCUUCUUUUAUUGUUUCAGCACAUUACAAUGCCAAGAGAGAAAAGGGUUACCUGAAUAUGGUA